AUGUUCUAAAAAUUAUCGUGAAUGUUUUGAGUCAAGGAAAUCAGAGUCAAGGAAAACUUAAUAAAUAUUAUAAUAUUGAUACUGCGUCUAUUUGUACUUUUACUACCAACAUGACACUACUUUUUGUGUUGGGUUGUAUAGUCGGCAUUUUACUUAUUUACUUUGCAGCUGUCUUGUUUUAUAUACACUGUGAACAUAUUACCUGCACAAGUGAUGUUUGUUUGGUAGGAAAAACGGCAUUGGUUACCGGUGGAAGUAAAGGCAUAGGAUACGACAUAGCCCUUCAACUGGCGGCUAGAGGCUGCAAGGUUAUCAUAGCCAGCAGAACAGUGGAUGAAGAGCUGCGAAAACGAAUUAUACGUGAAACUAAUAACCCGAAUAUUAGACUAGAACAUGUUGACAUGGCUUCCUUUAAAUCAGUACGUCAACUUGCAAGUAGGUUAAAAGAGUCGGAAUCGAAAUUAGAUAUACUAAUUAAUAACGCUGGGAUUCUGCACUGUUCAGACGUUCCUACAGAAGACGGAUUGAAUGAAACACUGCAGGUUAACCAUUUCAGCCCAUUUCUGCUAACUCAUCUACUUGUGGAACUUUUGAGGAAGUCUGAAGGUGCUAGAAUAGUUUUCACGACAUCAUUUAUGGCUUAUUGCCAUACGAUGACCAGGAAGGGUGUAAGUCGUCUCAAAUUCAACACAUUCAAGCUGAGGUUCUUCAACUACACAAAUUCCAAAUUCUGUAACACAAUAACCUCAGACAUAUUUGCCAAGAAACUUAAACGAUGGAAUAUCAGUUGCAAUAGUUACCAACCUGGAUUAGUUAAAACAGUGAUAUUUGAAAACUCUGAUAGAAGUACGACGAAUUUGUUCGAUACGUUAUUAUAUUAUUCAACAUUAUAUAUAUGGCAAAAAUUUGGUACGAAAGUAAGGCUAACCUCUCAAGCCGCUGUGCAAAUAGCAAUUGCCAAAGAGUUUGAGAAUGUAACAGGCAAUUUUGUUGGAAGAUAUUUUCAUAAUAUAAGACCCAGGUCAGCUUAUGAUACAAAAUUGUGUGAAGCAAUCUGGAAGGCCUCAGAGGAAAUAGUACAGCUUAAACCGGAGGAAAAACUGGAUUAGUGUACCUAUAGACAAUAAUAUUUUAUGAAGUAAUUUAUAAUUUAUUAAAAACCAGAAUUUA
Molecule: messenger RNA, 1170 nt
Organism: Diabrotica virgifera virgifera (western corn rootworm)
Lineage: Eukaryota; Metazoa; Arthropoda; Insecta; Coleoptera; Chrysomelidae
Product: retinol dehydrogenase 12-like
Exons: 4
Coding region: 111-1109 (332 amino acids)
Source: RefSeq, a predicted model, not a curated record